Messenger RNA from Epinephelus lanceolatus (giant grouper), 2962 nucleotides. RefSeq names its product apoptosis inducing factor mitochondrion associated 1 (gene aifm1). NCBI's taxonomy places the organism in Eukaryota, Metazoa, Chordata, Actinopteri, Perciformes, Serranidae. The record is from RefSeq and is a predicted model, not a curated record. Gene Ontology annotation, molecular function: NAD(P)H oxidase H2O2-forming activity; protein dimerization activity; FAD binding. Gene Ontology annotation, cellular component: cytoplasm; mitochondrion. Gene Ontology annotation, biological process: apoptotic process; mitochondrial respiratory chain complex assembly.
CUGCUAUGUAUGACCUGUCUCUGGCCUUGGCGUGUAGCGCGGUGCUGCUAGUUGUCAGUGAGUGCUGGCUGUAGGACUUAAUUAACGCCAACUAGCUAGUGUUCCUGUCCGACAAGUCGGCUAGUAAACUGGGAGCCGUUACAGCGGACCUGAGCCACAAUGCUGAAAUGUAGAACAGUAUGGAAGAAGCUUGCACCACUUGCUCGAUCCUCCUCCACUGUGUGCCGGCAGAAUGUGAGAAGAGCAGGGUUGAAUAAUGGCAGAACACCAGCAUGUGUACCUGCGGCUCACAUGUCCACUGGACCUGCAGGGGGAGGUAGGGAAACCCAGCUGUACAUCCUUUUGGUUGGAGCAGCCUGCGUUGGCGGUGGACUAUAUGCAUACCGAACUGUCACAGGAGACCAAAAAAGAUAUCAGCAGCGAAUUGAUGAAAUUGCAGCCAGACAGAAUAAAACAGCCGCAGGAAAACCAGCCACACUCGUCCAGUCAGAGGCUCCUGCCGUGGAAGCUAUUGAGACAGAAACCGUUGCUGAGCCAGCACCUGAAGCAGCGCCGUCACCCGAACCUGAAGCAGCACCGUCAUCAGAAGAGCCGAGCCCUCUGGCCCCUGAUGCAGAAGUAGCAGCCUCCACUGAAACAACUGAAACACCCCCAGCAGAUGAGCCAGUGCUAGAAGCAUCUCCAGAGGAGGCAGCAGAACCACCUGCUGCUCCUGUAGUGGAGGAGGAACCAUCACUUCCCCCUGAGCCAUCCUCAGCUGAGCUUACAGAGCCCCCUGCACCUGUUGUAGAGAGUGAACCUACAGCAGCAGCAGAAAGCCCCGCAGCAGAGCCAACCAAGCCUCAACCUGAAGUUGUGGCAGAGAGUGCAGAUGAGCUAGUGCUGGAAGCAUCUCCAGAGGAGGCAGCAGAACCACCUGCUGCUCCUGUAGUUGAGGAGGAACCAUCACCUGCCCCUGAGCCGUCCCCACCUGAGCUUACAGAGCCCCCUGCACCUGUUGCAGAGAGUGAACCUACAGCAGCAGCAGAAAGCCCUGCAGCAGAGCCAACUGAGCCUCAACCUGAAGUUGUGGCAGAGAGUGAAGACUCAUCACCUGCCAUUCUCAAGGUCCCAUCACACGCCCCCUACCUCCUUAUUGGCGGAGGUACUGCCUCUUUUGCUGCUGCCCGGUCUAUUCGAGCCAGAGAUCCCGGUGCCAAGGUGUUAAUUGUGACUGAUGAGCCAGACCCUCCAUACAUGAGACCACCUCUCUCUAAGGAACUUUGGUUCUCUGACGACCCCAGUGUGACAGAAACACUGCGUUUCAAACAGUGGAAUGGAAAGGAAAGGAGUAUCUACUUCCAGCCACCAUCAUUCUACAUUAGCACAGAAGAACUGGACAGUGCAGAAAAUGGUGGGGUUGCAGUUCUCAGCGGCAAAAAGGUGGUUCACAUGGAUGUGAGGGGAAACAAAGUAAAGCUGGACGAUGAUACUGAGAUUUCAUAUGACAAGUGUUUGAUUGCUACAGGCGGUGUGCCAAGAAAUCUUCAGGUCAUUGAGAGAGCAGGAGAGGAGGUGAUGAAGAGGACAACGUUGUUCCGCAAGAUCGAGGACUUCAAAUCACUGGAUAAAGUCUCCAGAAACAUCAAGUCCAUCACAAUCGUUGGAGGCGGCUUCUUGGGCAGCGAGCUGGCCUGUGCCCUUGGCAGGAGAUCAACCGAGAGUGGCCUGGAGGUGAUACAGAUGUUCCCUGAGAAGGGCAACAUGGGAAAAGUGUUGCCUGAGUAUCUGAGCAACUGGACAACAGAAAAAGUCAAGAGAGAGGGUGUGAAGAUCAUUUCAGAAGCUUUGGUGAAAGCUGUGGUCUGCAAAGAUGACAAGUUAGAAAUCCAGCUGAAGGAUGGCCGAUUGGUGAAAACUGACCACAUUGUUGCAGCUGUUGGCCUGGAGCCCAAUGUUGACCUUGCCAAGUCAGCAGGUCUGGAGGUGGACUCUGACUUCGGUGGUUUUAGGGUCAAUGCGGAGCUGCAAGCUAGAUCCAAUAUUUGGGUGGCAGGAGACGCUGCGUGUUUCUAUGACAUCAGACUGGGCCGCAGACGAGUGGAGCACCACGAUCACGCCGUCGUGAGUGGAAGACUAGCAGGAGAGAACAUGACAGGAGCCAGCAAGCCCUACUGGCAUCAGUCCAUGUUCUGGAGUGACCUGGGUCCAGAUGUGGGCUACGAGGCGAUUGGGAUUGUUGACAGCAGCCUGCCAACAGUAGGAGUGUUUGCCAAAGCCACUGCCAAGGAUACACCUAAAGCUGCUACUGAGCAGUCAGGGACUGGGAUCCGCUCGGAAAGUGAAACAGAGGACACUGCUACCAGCCCAGUGGCCUCCUCAUCUCCUGCUCCUGCUAUGGUGCAGCACCAAGAUGAGUACGGAAAGGGAGUCAUCUUCUACCUGAGAGACAAAGUGGUGGUGGGCAUUAUCCUGUGGAAUGUGUUCAACAGAAUGCCCAUCGCAAGGAAGAUCAUCAAGGAUGGAGAGGAACAUGCAGAUCUGAACGAAGUGGCCAAACUGUUCAACAUCCACGAUGAUUAAGAUGGAGGCUGGCACUCACUGUGGGAGGGGAGUUACGCUUCAUGUGAAGACUGAACUUUGGCAGCCAUUGCCGCACUCUUGAAGACAGAACUGAUCACACAUACAAACAAGGAGGAAUCGUGAAUUAUGUCAUGUCGCUGAGAUAUUUUUCAUAUUUGGAAUUUGUAUCUGUUGCACCUGCUUUGUUUGUUUGUUUUUUUUUCUAUCCCGGAGAAAACGUCUCAUAUUCCACCAAAUGUUUUGCUCAUGUUUUUUUUUUUUUUUAAAUCAUGCUCAAGAUGUGAUGUCCUGCUUCUCCCCACCAGGCUGAAGAUGCUGAGCAUGGAUUAUUGUUUUCCUCUGUGUGAUCAGAGCAGCUUGUCACAAGGGAAGCUGCAAUAAAAGCUAUUUUUAAAUCGGA